GGUAAAGUGACUGGUAUUGAAAUUGAAUUUAUAUUACUUCUUUAUACUUUUGGUUUAUUUAUGGGAUUGUAUACCAUUUUCGUUUUUGAAAUAAAUAUUAGGAAAAUAGUUCCACAGAAUGACACAAUGCAUUGUCAUCCAAGAUGUAUUUCAAAAGCUUACUUUUAACCCCAGCAGUUAUUAGAAGUGUGAUAUGCUCUGAUGUACAUAUUUCCUGCAGUAGUCAGUCAGGGCCCAUUAACUGGAGGUUCAGAAGAUACCAUGCUGGAGAAUAUUGUUGGACAAGCUGGAAAUCAAAUUGGUUAUCAGUUCUGGGAUCUGGCUCUACGAGAACACACUCACAUGAGAAAGCAAAGUCUUAUGUGUGCAUCUACAACCGAAGAUUCUUUCGGCAGUUUUUUUCAUUUUGAUGACACUGAACACUUGAGAAAAUGGCAUGGUAUCCACAGAAUCAGUUGUAAAGCAAGGGCCAUUUUAAUUGAUAUGGAAGAAGGGGUAAUCAGUCAGCUACUUCGAGGACCUAUACGAGAUGUUUUUGACAGUAGACAACUUAUUACUGAUGUUUCAGGAUCAGGGAAUAACUGGGCCGUUGGACAUAAAGAAUAUGGAUUAAAGUACAAGGAAAAUAUAAAUAAUCUCCUUAGAAAGGAAGCAGAAAAAUGUGAUUUUUUACAAUGUUUCUUCAUCUUGCACUCGAUGGGAGGAGGAACUGGAUCUGGUAUGGGAACAUCUGUUCUUUCCAAUUUGUCUGAAGAAUUUCCUUCGGUGCAAAGGUUUGUAGUACCAGUUUAUCCAUCCAGAGAGGAUGAUGUGGUUAUAUCUCCAUAUAAUGCAGCCUUGGCCACUCACCAACUAAGUAGGUUUGCUGAUUGUGUGUUACCUGUAGAGAAUCAGGCUCUGAUAAACAUUUGCAAUCAGGUUUCUAAAGCUCUUCCACGUAAUGCAUAUAGCACUGGGCAAACUCCAACUAAUAUUUCUCAUCUUAAACAAGAAAGUGUUUUCACCUCAUCUCUGGGAGUAUUAGCAAAACAUUGCAAAGAAAAACCGUUUGAUCAGAUGAAUAACAUUGUGGCAAAUUUGCUUCUAAAUGUCACAAGUUUUUCAAGAUUCCCUGGCAGUUUAAAUAUGGAUCUGAAUGAGCUUGUAGUGAAUCUUGUUCCAUAUCCUCAACUUCAUUUUCUUGUAUCUAGUUUUGCUCCAAUUAAUGCACUAGCCAGUGGUGAAAUAUUAUUACGUGGGAUAGACAACAUGUUUACUGAGGCUUUUUCUCCAUACCACUAUCUUUUAGAAACCAAUCCCAAGAGUGGUUUAUACUUAGCAUGUGCUCUCAUGCUUAGAGGUCAAGGUCAAAUUUAUGAUAUUAGACGUAACCUUAAUAGGUUGACCCAUGGCUUUAACUUUGUCCCUUGGAAUAUGGACAGAUGGAAGAUUGGAUUGUGUGCAAUACCUCCCAUUGGCCAUCCUUAUUCUUUGGUGACACUUACUAAUAACACCUGCUUUCAACAAAAUUUGUUAAGAAUGAAAUCCAGAUUUCUUAAACUAUACAAGUGCAAGGCUCAUCUUCACCACUUCUUAAAGGUUGAUGGGAUGGAGAGUGAAGAUUUUGAAACAUCAUUGUCCUGUUUGUCUACUCUGAUAGAAGACUAUCAGUCACUGGAUAAGUCAACUGCAAAUGCAGCAUUGUUUACUCAACCAAGGUUGAAAUUAUUUGUAUGAAAAAGUCAUGCUGUUGUAGAUAUAAGUAAGGUAUAUUGUUACGUAUUAGAAUUUUAAAUGAUCUGAAAUUGAGUUAACUGAUAAUUUAAAUUUAGUAGUUAACUUGUA
Molecule: messenger RNA, 1824 nt
Organism: Limulus polyphemus (Atlantic horseshoe crab)
Lineage: Eukaryota; Metazoa; Arthropoda; Merostomata; Xiphosura; Limulidae
Product: tubulin epsilon chain-like
Exons: 13
Coding region: 202-1716 (504 amino acids)
Biological process (GO): microtubule cytoskeleton organization; mitotic cell cycle
Cellular component (GO): cytoplasm; microtubule
Molecular function (GO): GTP binding; structural constituent of cytoskeleton
Source: RefSeq, a predicted model, not a curated record